AUGUCUUCCGAUUCAGAACCGCCUCCGUCCGGCCAAACGCCUGCUGCGGCCGCUGCUGCUGCGUCAAACGCCGUUGUUGACAUGGACAUGGACUCGGACAAUGUCCCGCACAACUCCGUCGAGGUGCCGUCGACGCCAUUGGGCGCGGCCAUGGGCGCCGAGACGGUCAUCCCCGCAUCGCAGGAGACCAUUCUGUCCACUGAAGGCCCCGGGUCGCCCAUGGACGCCGACGAGUCGUUCCGCACGGAGCUCAACGACCACGAAGACGAGAACCUUGACGUCGAGGUCGAGACUGCUAUUCCUUCCAUGAUUCCCUCCUCUCUCACGCCGCCUCCCUCGUCACAACACCGCGCAGAGCUCGCACAGCAGCAACGGCAUCCUCUUCCGCGGCGCCAGCCUCCGUCCCACUCCCCCUCGACCGCCGCCGUCAACGGCAACCAUGUCUCCAGUGCCGUGUCCCAGUCCUCCGCCAUCCCCUCCCCGCCCGGUACCGGUCUCACCUCGGUCGCACAAGCGCGACGUGACGCUGCAGCGGCCGCCGCUCUCGGCCUGGGCCCCGCUGCUUCGUCUGCUGCGGCGGCUGUUGCUGCUGCUGCUGCUGCCGCCGCCGUUGCGGGUAACUCGUCACCGCUGCUGGGCGGCGCCACUGAUUUCGUCCCGCCCACACCAGCGCAGAUUGCCGAUGCGACCCCCGACGAGCUCCGCGCCAUGCUGCAGGCCAGCUUGGCGGAGCACACACGCCUCAAGACGGAGACGGCGCACCACAAACUGCAGUACAACUUGUUGACGCUGCAGGCCGACGAAGACGCCAAGCGCGCAGCCGUUGAGCACGAGAUGACACGGCGCGAGGUCGAGGCUCUGCGCGCGGCGGACAGGGCGCGCCAGGCACGCCGCGACCUGAGCACGAGCAGCGCCACGGAGACGUCCGAAGCCAAGUACCGCCAGCUGAAGACGUGGUACGACGAGGCCGCGGAAGAGAACGAGUUGCUGCAGAAGCGGGUGAAGCUGGCCAAGCGGGUGAUCCAGCAAAAGGAAGAGGAGAUGGCCGGGCUUGUCGACGAGAAGGAGCUGUUGCUCAACCGGCUGCGCGAGAACCGCGAGCACUUCCACCUCCUCUGCAGCCCUGGCGGUCUGUUUCACGGCGCCAUGACGCCCAAGCCGCACAGCUCCCCUGUCCACGCGCGGACCACACCCUACCAGACCCCCAAGCGCGGCACCGCGACCACGGCCGCACCGGCGACGUCGACGUCGACGUCGACCGCCACCUCCAGCCACGCCAACCACGCCAGCGCCGAACCGUUUGCGGCGCUGCUGCAGGCGCUGAACCAGGAAAACAACAGCGCGCCCAACACGCCGUUGACGGGCCACUGCCCGCCGCCACGACAUGUCGCCAAGCACGUGCGCAAUGUGCAGUCUCUGUCCUCGCUGCCGACCACACCGACGUCGCGCCCCCGCGGCGGCGAGUACGCGGGUCUGCUGCCGUCGGUCGACCUGGUGCCGCAGACGGAGCCGCCGCCGGCGCGGUCGGGCGGUGUGGGCCAUGGCCACAGCCACAGCGUGAGCCAUUCCCACAGCCAGGGCUUCACGACGAGCGCCAGCGGCCGCUACUUCCCCGAGACCCCGACACGCCCACGACACCGCCUGCCUGGCCACCCAGGCGCUGCCGGCGCACCUGCAGGUGGCCGCCGCAGUCGCGAGAGCACCAUUUCGGUAGACGAGGAUGCGCAUGGCAGUCACAGCCACAGUCACAGCAAUACGCUUGGCCAUGGGCCCGGUGGCUCCAGUGGCUCCAGUGGCCGUGUGCUGAGUGGCAACGAGGACAUUGCCCGGCAGGCCCUGGAGAGCGUGGCACGGACGACGACGCAGUCGUUCCCGCCGCCGUCGUUUGGCACGUCGCGGUCCGCGCGUCCCCUGGACCGGUCGACGUCGUCGAGCUCGGGAACGGCCGCGGACGAGCACGUGUUUGAGAGCCAGGCGAGCCAGGCGGCGUCGGCGAUGCUGCGGCGGGAUGCGCGCGAGAGUUUUGAAGUGGCGGCCGCCCGCGAGGCGUCCCGAGAACGAGAGGCUGCUGGUGGUAGUAGCGGCAGCAAAAUGCAGGCGAAGCUGUUUGGCGGCGUCAACAAGGCCGGCCACGGCCCGGGCGCGGUCGACAAGCGCAAGUUCAGCGGCGCGCAGCAUCCGACGCACGCGUCUGCGCACGGUGCGGAACACGAGCACCACCACGGCCUCGGGGACGACCGCCACGGCAGCGCCCACCCGCAGGCCAGCCCGACCAAGAAGGUGCGCGUCGUGCCGUCGCUGCGGGACACGACCGACAGCUACCGGCACCACCACCACCACCACCACCACCAGAGCUACCAGCACCCGUCGGCGGCGCAGGACCCGGACCGCGUCGGCCUGGGCAUUCGAUAUGAUUAA
Molecule: messenger RNA, 2418 nt
Organism: Sporothrix brasiliensis 5110
Lineage: Eukaryota; Fungi; Ascomycota; Sordariomycetes; Ophiostomatales; Ophiostomataceae
Product: FAD-dependent oxidoreductase-like enzyme
Exons: 1
Coding region: 1-2418 (805 amino acids)
Source: RefSeq, a predicted model, not a curated record